Messenger RNA from Drosophila biarmipes, 4422 nucleotides. It is a transcript of the gene bdg, whose product is annotated as sodium-dependent transporter bedraggled. Gene Ontology annotation, cellular component: membrane. The transcript has 8 exons. Gene Ontology annotation, biological process: sodium ion transmembrane transport. The record is from RefSeq and is a predicted model, not a curated record. NCBI's taxonomy places the organism in Eukaryota, Metazoa, Arthropoda, Insecta, Diptera, Drosophilidae. Bases 287 to 4270 code for a protein of 1327 amino acids.
GUGCACUGAUCAAAAAACCGAAUCCAAUCCAGAAACCCAAGCAAUCGUGUUCGCCGUCAAGUCGUGUGCGCUGCUCGAAAGCCCCGAAGCGGGCCCCAAAUGAAGCUCAGGUCGCAAGAAACGCACAAGCUCCGCCGCCAAGCAGCCCGAAAUUCGGUGAAACAUUAGAAAAUCCGGAGCCACGGGAAUAUCGAAAUUACCAAAUCCGCGCCCGUGUGAACGAUUUUGGAGCUUUUCAACAUUGCCGGCAGGACCAAUCAGCUGUGGCAGCCGGCAAUGCACCAAGAUGAGCAGUAAGGAGCAGCAAGCCGCAGGCCGGGAUUUCAAGCGCAAUUCGAACGCCUACGCCAGUCUGCCGCCCUCGGGGUCGGGAGCGGCAUCCUCCGGAGCGGGACUGGGCACGGGAACAGGUGGCAGGGUACGCAGCAGACAGCACCAGCCGGAACAGGAGCAGUUUGGACUCUCGAACAGCCUUUCCAGCGAAUCGAUUCGACAGGCCUGCGCCUAUUACGACGACGAGUUGAGCGACGAUGACCUCAUCGAGAUCCAACAGACUCCCCAAGCUUUCCACCAGCAGGCCAAGCAACCCCUCCAGCUGCAACCCAUCAGCUUCCGAUUAGGAGAUGGCCUGGGAGACGAACGAAGUGCCUUCUGCGGCAGCCAGGAGAUGCAGCAGGCUCCAUUGAGCACGCCCAUCAAACAAGCUGCCGAAACAGAUGAAGCCUUAUGUGUGCUCAGCGAGCUGGAUGCCAUUCUGGAUGUGCACGAUGUCUCUCAGCUGAAUGGCACCUGCUCAAGCUCGUCCAUGAAUUCUGGCAGCGACGAUGACAAGGUGGAGGACUAUCUCAUGGACCUGGACAACUAUCUGGAGGAGAUGGACAAUGCCUUGUGCCGCGAAGAGUCGCUGAUCAUCAUGGGCGGCCACUCCAGCUUAAAAAGGGAGCCCAGAACCAGAACUCUGCCUUUGAGUAGAAAAAAGAAAUCGAACAAGAAGAAGAGCGAAGAGCAGGAGUCGGGCCAGGAAGAUUUUCAGAGGGAGCAUCAAAUGAGGAAGACCUUCAGCUGCUCACUAAGGCCCACAAGCCAAACAGCAUCUUCUACUGCAUCACUAGAGACAUCCACGGAACCCGUGAUGGACGUUUGGAGGCGUCAGUCCAUGCGCCGCGCCAUGGAGCAGGAUGACACCAAAGCCACAGCUGAGAGGGAAAGGGAGGAGGAUGAUAUACCGACCUUGUUGGUGGAGCUGCCGCCCAGACGCGAGGCUGAGAUACGCCGCUGUUUUUCUCAAGGCGACUGCCAGGUUUCAGCGGCAACAUCGGAUGGCUCGCAGAUGCUCACAGAGGCGCACAUCUUCGACAACCUGCUGCAGACGAACGCAAGGGCAUCAAGCGAGGAGCCGCGACCCAGGCAAUAUGGACGCCGCCUGGAAGGACCUCCCACGCCUGUUCGCUCCUUGAUUCUGGCCCAGAGUCGGCCACAGAGUGCUCCCACGCGUGUGCAGAUGCGUGAGCCACAGCUGCAGGAGACGCCCACGCACCCCAUAAUGUCCACAUGCUCGGAGUUGAGCUCGGCGCGCUCCUCUCGGAUGCCCAGCCCAGUUUCCCUGCCCUCGGACAGCAGCAGCAGCGGGAGCAGCUCUGCCGAACAGGAGCAGGACCCGGUGCAGACCACGACAAUGUGCAGUGCCAGUAGCACCACGCCACUGGAACCGCUGCACCAGCUCCAAUUGCUGCUGCGCGAGAAGUGCGGCUUCAACAGUCAGUGGCCACAUGCCGGCAGCCGCACUUUGGCGCUGAUUGGAUGCACUUUGGGAGUUUUCAAUAUGUGCCGAUUUGCCGUGCUCACCAUUAACUUUGGUGGCAACUUUCUGCUGCAGUUUCUCCUGCUCUCCGUCAUUUUUGGCAUACCACUCCUUUGGCUGCAGAUGUGCCUGGGAGCCAAAAUUCGCGCCGGUCCAGUCUCCAUGUGGAAGAUCAGUCCGAUUUGCGCAGGAGUGGGCAUAGCCUUGGUGAUGGAGCAAUGCUUUCUGGCCUUGUAUUCCACGGUCUCGCUGGCCUGGAUUUUGGUCUACCUAAGGGACGUGUUCCCGACAGCAUCGCGCAGUGGAUAUCGCUGGCAGGAGGUGGCAUUCCCCUAUCGAUAUGAUGCCUCGAAUGCCACCGGCAAUCUCACGCAGACGGUAGCCGAAUACUUCAACGUGGUGGUGCUACAGCGUCUGCACUUGGCCAACCAUCCGGAUGCCAGCGGAAUACGCUUCCACGUCAACGAUCGGCAGCUGGCCUUCUACCUGGCCCUCAUCUGGGCGGCCGUGUUUCUCAUCCUCUGCAAGGGCCUGAAGUCCUUGGGCAAACUGGCUUACAUCAUCUACACGCUGCCCUUGGUGGCGCUUGCGGUGGUGACCGCCAAGUUUGUCUAUGUCGUGGAUCCCAGCAGGAUACAGAACAUCUUCGCUGCCAGCGAUUUCGACGACUUUCUGGUGAACUCGAACAGCUGGACGGCGGCUACCCAGGAGACCUUUCUCACGUGGGGCCUGCUAGGAGCCUCUGUGAUCGCCAUCACCAGCAGAAGCCACAGCAAUGCUAACAAGGCGGCUCUGAGGCGGGAUGCUAUUCUCUUGGUUCUGAUUACCCUGAUUGGUUUGGGUUUAAUGGCCUUACUAGCUCUGUGUUGUGCACAGAUUCUGUGGGAGCAUGGCUACGUUUAUGUCCCAGGAUCCUUUGAAAACCCUGAUUGCUAUACGUCCAUUUACUCGCUGCAAUCGAACACGAAUCCCUAUAUGCUUUCCUAUCCGCGCUCGCUGAUUCCGCACUACUCCUCCUUUAUUGGAGAGACCUACAGAAGGAACCGUACCAUGAUCCACGUAGAGAGCGGCUUUCAGGCGCUGCGCUUCAUCUCGGAAAUCUUUCCGGCAGUGCUCUCGCUGGCCGGUGAUAGUAUUUCCUGGGUUUGGGCCGCCGUGGCCUUUACAACUUUCGCGGGCUUUGGUCUUGCGCAGCUGUGCGUGAUGUGGAAACCCAUCUCAAGUGCCUUGGGCAAUUCUACGAGCUCGGUUCUGCUGAGCUGCGUCACUGGGCUGCUGCUGAGCAUCCCCUUCGCCACCGAGAUGGGCAUAUCGAUCCUGUACUAUGUGGAUUUCCUACUGGGCGGAUCCUGGUUUAUUCCGAUCAUCUGGACGGCUCAGAUCUUUGGCGUGUUUAUGAUAAGAGGUCGUCCCUACAACGGAGAUGACCUGGUGAACGAUCUUCGACUUUGUGGCUCCAUGUCAGCCUUCUUGGCUUUGUCUUGGAAUGUUUUGCUGCCCAUUGGUCUGAUCACGUUGUCGGUCGUUGACUACAAGGCUUCUCUGUCAAAUCAGUUUUAUUAUUGGCGCGGAAAGUCGUACUUCACAUAUUGGUCCAGGAAGAUGGGCAGCCUCAUUCAGAUUGGAGUACUAUUGGUCAUACCCGUGACUGCUAUUAUACAGAUCUACCGGUAUCUGGCCCACGGUCCACCGGAUAUACUGGAGCGCAUUCAGCUGCUGUAUCGACCCCCGGAGGAGGGGGAGGAGCCCCGUCGUCCCUCUGCGCGACAAAGCGCAGCCCAAGGACGUCGCAAUGCUGCGGGGCAGACGGCGGAGGGCACCCAGCACGAUGCCCAGAACGAUGCUCCGCCAAAGUACACGCCACCUCCGUCCUACACCACGGCCACUGGCGCCCGACUGGCCAAGCUUCUGCGCCAGAGCAUCCGUCGCAGCGUGCGCAGGGUUCUGGGAGACUCCAGUCGCACACGACCCGUCCUCUCCCUCGAUGCGGAGUCCGCUUCGCCUGCAGCACCGCCUGAUUACCUGACCAUACUGACCAAUCCGGCUGGCAGUAGCUCCAAUGCAGAUCCUUCGCCGGCGUCCAGCAGCAGUCCCGAGUCCAUUGAGAUUGGCCAGCGACCCCCAGGCUAUGCCCAACGCUCGCAAUCGCUGGGCAGGAAGCUUCAUCGCUCGACGGCCUCCAGCCUGGAAAGGCGCCCCUAUACGGCGGAGGAUGUAGUGACCAUACUGCGCUCCUCUGUGCGACACCGCCAGUCGCAGGGAGGCGGGCACUCGGGCACUGCCAGCACCCUGCCUCGCCCCCCAACCGCCGCCAUGUCCACCCAUUUGGAGGACGCCUCAUUCCGAUCCAUAGAGAACCUCGUGCUGAACGCCGAGCCACCGGACAGGACGCCCGGCGUGGAGCUGGAGCUCGACCUGGAGGCUGGGCAGGCGGAGGAGUGCGCGCAAAAUAAUACAUCUGUGAUUUAACUGACUAAUAUCGUACCGUACAUAGCGUAACUCUUAUGCGAUCCACAUAUCCGCUUGCUUUCUUAGACUUGAUUAGCGCUAGUUAUCUAAAAUACGAAUAUUACUUUGUAGUUAUGCGAAUAAUAACGAAAACAAUUAGUUGGUACUCCCAA